Messenger RNA from Physeter macrocephalus (sperm whale), 1272 nucleotides. RefSeq names its product bone morphogenetic protein 10 (gene BMP10). The coding region runs from base 1 to 1272 and encodes 423 amino acids. Gene Ontology annotation, molecular function: growth factor activity; cytokine activity. The transcript has 2 exons. The record is from RefSeq and is a predicted model, not a curated record. NCBI's taxonomy places the organism in Eukaryota, Metazoa, Chordata, Mammalia, Artiodactyla, Physeteridae. Gene Ontology annotation, biological process: BMP signaling pathway. Gene Ontology annotation, cellular component: extracellular region.
AUGGGUUCCCUGGCCCUGCAGCUGUGUGCUCUCUCCUGCCUGGUGGCUCACUCGGUUUCUGGCAGCCCCAUCAUGAGCCUGGAGCAGUCGCCUCUGGAAGAAGAUAUGCCCCUCUUUGAUGAUGUCUUCUCAGAGCAAGAUGGUGUCGACUUUAACACACUGCUACAGAGCAUGAAGAAAGAGUUUCUCAAGACAUUGAACCUGUCGGACAUCCCGAUGCAGGAUGCAGCCAAGGUUGACCCACCAGAGUACAUGUUGGAACUCUACAACAAAUUUGCAACAGAUAGGACCUCCAUGCCAUCUGCGAACAUCAUUAGGAGUUUCAAGAAUGAAGAUCUGUUUUCCCAACCAGCCAGUUUUAAUGGGCUCCGAAAAUACCCUCUCCUCUUCAAUGUGUCCAUCCCUCACCAUGAAGAGGUCAUCAUGGCUGAACUCAGGCUGUACACCCUGGUGCAAAGAGAUCGCAUGAUAUAUGAAGGAGUGGACCGGAAAAUUACCAUUUUCGAAGUACUAGAGAGCAAAGGGGACCGUGAGGGUGAAAGAAGCAUGCUGGUCUUGGUGUCAGGGGAGAUCUAUGGAACCAACAGUGAGUGGGAGACUUUUGAUGUCACCGAUGCCAUCAGGCAUUGGCAAAAGUCGGGCUCAUCCACCCACCAGCUGGAGGUUCACAUUGAGAGCAAACAUGAAAUGGAGGAUGCUGGCAGGGGGCAGCUGGAAAUAGACACUAGUGCCCGGAAUAAGCAUGUCCCUUUGCUUGUCGUGUUUUCUGAUGACCAAAGCACUGAGAAGGAAUGGAAGGAGGAACUGAAUGAAAUGAUUGCCCACGAGCAACUUCCGGAAAUGGACAACCUGGGACUGGAGGGCUAUUCCAGCGGACCUGGGGAAGAGGCUUUGCUGCAGAUGAGGUCAAACAUCAUCUAUGACUCCACUGCCCGCAUCAGAAGGAAUGCAAAAGGAAACUACUGCAAGAGGACCCCGCUCUACAUCGACUUCAAGGAGAUUGGCUGGGACUCUUGGAUCAUCGCCCCGCCUGGAUACGAAGCCUACGAAUGCCGUGGUGUUUGCAAUUACCCGCUGGCAGAGCAUCUCACCCCCACAAAGCAUGCGAUUAUCCAGGCCUUGGUCCACCUCAAGAAUUCCCAGAAGGCUUCCAAAGCCUGCUGUGUGCCCACCAAGCUGGAGCCCAUCUCCAUUCUCUAUUUAGACAAAGGUGUCGUCACCUACAAGUUUAAAUAUGAGGGCAUGGCCGUCUCUGAGUGUGGCUGUAGAUAG